Anastrepha ludens (Mexican fruit fly) is the source of this 8996-nucleotide messenger RNA. RefSeq names its product rho-related BTB domain-containing protein 1 (gene RhoBTB). Gene Ontology annotation, biological process: small GTPase-mediated signal transduction. Gene Ontology annotation, molecular function: protein binding; GTPase activity; GTP binding. The transcript is spliced from 14 exons. The coding region runs from base 1081 to 3336 and encodes 751 amino acids. NCBI's taxonomy places the organism in Eukaryota, Metazoa, Arthropoda, Insecta, Diptera, Tephritidae. The record is from RefSeq and is a predicted model, not a curated record.
CUCUGAUUAGUAUCAGUGCAUCAGUCAAAAACAAAAAUUCCGUGAGAGUACAAGUUAUAUCAACAAAAGCGGUUACUCGAAAUUUAGCGGAUGAAGAGGAAUGAAGCAGAUCCACUUAAAAUUUUUUCAAGCAGUGAAAAAGUCGGCUUGUGAAAAUUUAAAACCAGUCAAAUAGUGGAAAUAUUUAAGAAGUGCAUAAAAAUUAAAUGUAAAAGUGCAUGAAUUGGUGGAACGUAGAAUAUCGAAUUUAAAUGUCGGUCGGAAAAGUGCAUGAAAAAAAAAAAAACAAAUUAAUGCAAGAGUAGCUGCAAUGUGAACAAGAAAAAAGUUGGUGGAGCAUAGUAGAAUAGAAGAAAAAGUCUGUGUACUGUAAAAACAAAAGUGCAAUAACGCAAUAAUGAAAUGAAAAAGUGCAUAACAAUUUCAAUAAGCGCUUAGUUUGCGAAUGGAAUUAAAUAAAUUAAUAAAUGUUAAGAGAGAGGUACUUGCAAAUUAUGCGGCAGAGAUGGUUGCUGCAGCAGUAUUACAUUUCGAGACACCGAAAUGGCACAAGAAAAAUCAAUUUUCAGGCGAUCUCCCUACUUCUAACUGUGUCGCCUGUAUGGAACGUCUCCCAUUAGAGAGCGGGGUAUUUAGUAUUGGACCGUACACAGAACGACCUGCGCUUUGCUAAUUACUCAACUACUUUGUAAUCGCAUACGUUCGCCAUCCUGCCUGCCCGUUAUAGCCUGCCUACAAUUACAAGAAAAAUAAACAAACAUAAAACUGAUAUAAAUAGUAGUCAAAUAACUACUCAGCCAACAACAACAACAACAACUACAACCGACUUAGAAGCGCUUCAAUCAAUUCAAUUCAGCCAUCAAUUCAUCUAUUCAUAGCGGCAUGCUAUAGUGCACGCCGAGUACGGACUGUCGUCAUUCGUGGGCAUAUUCAUAGAAAUAUAGCUACGAGUGGCAUCCGCUGAGUGCUUGCUGCUUCUUCUACUCUCUCUUACUACCUUCAUGUUGCAGACCUUUGGCUUUUAUAAUCAUUAGCCAGUUUUUUUUGUGUACGGCUCGUCUUUAAACGUGCAAUGGCAACAUGGAUAACGAACAGCCACAUCAGGAAUUAGUAAAGUGCGUUCUAGUUGGUGAUACUGCCGUGGGGAAAACGCGUUUAAUUUGCGCACGCGCAUGCAAUAAACAUGUUUCGCUGUCACAGCUGCUCUCGACACAUGUGCCCACAGUUUGGGCUAUCGAUCAGUAUCGAAUCUAUAAGGACGUGCUUGAGCGAUCUUGGGAGGUAGUGGAUGGUGUAAAUGUGUCGUUACGACUCUGGGAUACAUUUGGUGACCAUGACAAGGAUCGAAGAUUUGCUUAUGGACGAUCUGAUGUCGUACUUCUAUGCUUCUCUAUUGCCAGCCCCAUAUCGUUGCGCAAUUGUAAAGCCAUGUGGUAUCCAGAGAUACGCCGUUUCUGUCCAGAUGUGCCGGUCAUAUUGGUAGGAUGUAAGAACGAUUUACGCUAUAUGUAUCGUGACGAAACCUAUCUGUCGUACUUUGGCGAACGAAGUACUUUCGUGCGUGCUGCGCUCAAGAGUGAUCUCGUAAUGCCCGAUGAAGCACGUGCCGUUGCAAAGGAGCUAGGCGUAGCCUACUACGAAACCAGCGUAUUCACCUACUUCGGAGUGAAUGAAGUAUUCGAGAAUGCCAUACGUUCGGCGUUGAUUGCACGCCGACAGCAACGUUUCUGGAUGACGAAUUUGAAAAAAGUGCAAAAACCGUUGCUGCAGGCACCAUUCCGACCGCCCAAACCGCCACCACCAGAAGUCACCGUAGUGGUGGGCAAUUACAGACAAGACAUGUACAACAUGUUAAUUUCGCAAACCCACACGGAUCUCAUACUGGUGGUGGGUACGAGUAAAUUUCCGGUGCAUCGGUUUAUGUUAGCGGCUGCGUCGAACGUCUUUUAUCGGCUAUUGAAUACGGAGCUAACGGAUAUGGGUGGAAGGAGUAGUAGUGAGUCGAGUAUGGUGAGUGUGAGUUCCACAUUUGGCGAAGCGACCACGGCGGAUUUUAAUGACGAUACUGAGUGCUUGAUACGGCACGAAUCACGUACCCAGAGAAUGUGGGAACAGCUGAAGCGUCGUUCCAGCUAUCAGGCCUUACCGCUAAUCGAAACCAAAAAGCCCAGUGAUCUCUAUAAGGACCUGCAUCAUCCCAUUUUCCAAAAUAUGCGCUUAGUGCAGAUCGAAAAUAUGCGUGGCAUUAAUGUAACACAAACGAUUGUCACACUGACAAAGCUCAUAACACCGCAAGCGCUGCAACAGUGUCUGCAAUUCAUAUAUACCGGCACAAUUGAAAGAGAAUUUCACAAUUUGCAGGAAAUUAAACAAGCUGCUGAUUUCUUAGAACUGCCUCAAUUGACUUUAUUACUUUCCAAGCCACAAACUAUUCUAGCCAGUCUAAAUGAUGAACCAAAUCAACAUUUUUGUUUUAGUAUUAAAGAGAAUAUGGAGAAGCAUUGUAUUGGCGAUGGUUGCUUCAGUGAUGUCACCUUCGAGCUGGACGAUGGUCAAAUGAAGGCACAUCGCGCUAUUUUAGUUGCACGCUGUGAUGUUAUGCGCGCCAUGUUGGCUGGAGAUUUUCGUGAGGCGCACUCAAGUGUAAUCGUCUUUCCGGGCGUUACGAUUUAUACGUUUCAUAAGCUGCUCUGCUAUUUGUACACAGAUGAAAUACCUCCAAUUUCCGCAGACAAAUGUUUAAAUCUUUUAGAAUUGGCCAAUCGUUUGUGUUUGCCACGGCUAUUAAACUUGGUAGAAUGUCGUGUCAUUGAAGAUUUGACAAUGAUUUCGCAGAAUGAAACAAAUGAAACGGUCGAUCAUUGUUUAAAGUUACUGGAACCAGUAAAGCUGCACAAUGCUCAUCAAUUGGCCGAAUGGUGUAUGUCAUACCUGUGUGUCAAUUACAAUAUAAUUUGUAAAUUCUCACUCAAAGGCCUCAAAGCGCUGCAUCAGGAUAAUCAAGAGUACUUGCGUGAGCAUCGCUGGCCGCCAGUAUGGUAUUUGAAGGAUUACGAUUACUACCAGCGUUGUAUAAAUGAAAUGAAUAAGGAGCUAAAGAAUUCACGGCGUGAUUCACGUAGUGAUGAUGAAGGUUGCCUCUGCUUUACGGGUGUGUUCUCUUGGAUAUUAGGCAGCAGCAGUGGUGGCAAAUCGAAGCGGGGCAACGAUCCCAAUAGCAAUGGUGGCGGUGGUACCGGUGAGCAUAGCACAACAGAUAAUCAAAUUUUCAACAGCACAGCGAAUUCGAUGAAUCACAUUGACUUGGAGGCGGCUGAGGUGGACUUGAAUCUCUGACAUCCAGCCAUCGGGCAAAGGAGAUCACUGCGUUUCAUUGUGAUUUUGCCCGUGCUGAUUUGUUUUAUUUGUACAAUUUUAAGUAUUUUAAUACUAUUUCAAAUUUAUACAUAACAAUACCAAAAUUGUUAUAUACCGAAUGCAGAGUAUGCUAAUAGCAGCAUAAGGUACGGAAACCAGCAGCAGCAGCAAGAGCAAUUCGUCAGCGUGCAGCAAAGGGCGCAACAGCAUACAGAGCAAGGGCAGAAGCAACUGCAAAAUGCAAAAACAGAAGCAGUCAAAAACGAAAAAAUAUGACCAAAAUAUGUAAUUAAACAAGAGCAAGAGCAAGUAAUAAUAACAUUUGCAAAAUAUAAUUCAAGCCUAAACCGUUCAGAUAAAUAAAAAACAAAAACCAAUAAAACCAAGUCGAGCAGUCGUACGUUAUCAAAUUUUUGAAUAAGAUGCAACCACAUUCAAUUUACACACUGACAAAAAUCUUUUUAAAGCUAUGCGCUGAUUAGCAGCUGAUACCAAAUAAUCUUCUCAAAAUGUAUACAAUAUUUAAAUCAAUUACCAAAAACACCAGCAAACUAUGAGCAAUAUAAAUGUCUACAAAAAGGAAAUAAUACAAGCAUACGCAUACAUUCGCAAAACUUAAACCAGCAAUAGUUCAAUUCUGAGUGUAACCCAGUAAGAAUAGCAAAAAAUGGGAAUAUGAAAAGCGCUAUAAAUAGGGAAACUAUUGUCUAGCCAUUAGCCAUGUAAGCGAUACACAAAUAUCUAACCGAGGAAGAUAAUAAAUACUUGAAUGCAUAUAUAAAAGUAUUUGAGAAAAAAACAGUACUAAUUGUAAUUGUAAUCCAUAACGUAGCAACUAAAAAUGGCAAAACCAAAAAAAAUGCAAAAAAAAAGAAACAGAAAACUAAUUUUAGUGCCAGCUAGCCUAAUAUAUAUUAAAACGGAGCAAUUCUCUACUUUAGAUGCCAGAAAAUAGGUACAAUAAAAAUAUGUAAGCAAACAUUUUUAUUAUAACUUAAAAAUUCAUAUGUUAGGGGUUUCCUUAGUUAUAAGCGCUGCUAAGCGAUAAGUUUGGUGAAAUAAUCGAAAAGGAACACAAAUGCCGUGUGAUAUAACAUAUGCACAAAAUAGAUCAAUUUAAAAAAAAAAAAAAAAAUUUCGCUUCGCUAAAGAACUCUUAAUAAAUAAUAUACCCGAAACUCGUCAACAUCAGGAGCAUUGUGAUCCAUAGGUAUCUAUUUAUAUAAAAAAAUGUUUUGAUUUUGUAACGAAUAUAUUUCUUGAGAGGCAUUAGCCACCUUUUCAACUCGCUUAAAUAGCUCUGAAUAAGUUAAAAUAAGCAACUCAGCAAAUACAAAUGGGAAAUAUUGUAAUUUCAACGAAAGUCAGAGCGUGCUACCAGAUCGACCAAGGCUACGGCCAAAUUUUAUAUUACAGCAGUAGGGUUCUCCAGAAAUAUUUGAAAACGCACUAAUAAGCUCUACAACAAUAAUAAGUACGAGUGUACGAAUUAAAUAUUUCCUUAACCCUCCGUUGGACACCUUUUUUAAAACCUUCGAUUGAGCACCCGGGUCUGGUUUUUUUUCGUCCUGUCCGAGUAUCCUUUUUAAAAGGUCAUAUCCUUAAAUCGAUUGAAAAUUAAAUUUUAGGAAGCUACCUGGAAGCUCAUGUCGUUAGUUAUUAUAGAAAUAUGUUAAAUUCACUACAAAAGUUCGGCCAGACUCGGGUGCCCAACGUAGGUUUAAAUAAGUAGUGAACGCAUGCACUUACUAAGGAUAACCAAAGCACUAACAGAACACCGGACUAUCAGCCAUUUUGCCGUCAAGUUCGGAAGAUCGAAAAAAAGGAAAGAGUCAUAUGUCCAUGCGAAUACCUUGCACUUUGCAGAAUACGUCUUAAAUUCCUUGGGAACAAUUGCGGCCGCCGUAGCCGAAUGGGUUGGUGCGUGACUACCAUUCGGAAUUCAGAGAUAAUGUAGGUUCGAAACUCGGUGAAACACCAAAAUGAAGAAAAACAUUUUUCUAAUAGCAGUCGCCCCUCGACAGGCAAUGACAAACCUCCGAGUGUAUUUUUGCCAUGAAAAAGCUCCUCAUAAAAAAUAUUUGCCGUUCGUAGUCGACUUAAAACUGUAGGUCCCUCCAUUUUUGGAACAACUUGCGGCAUUUAAACCGUUUCAAUACAUUUCCUUUGGAGGGGCUGAUUGGACUUACCAAAAGUUCGGAAUGGUUCAUGGUCCUAUAAUAAAACAACUAGAGAAAUAUUGCCGUUUCAACUCAGUUCUUUUGGAAGGGCUAAUUGGACUUAUCAAAAGUUCGGCAUGGUUCAAGAACCUGUAGUGAAAGGACUAGAAAAAUAUUUUCUGUGCGUCAUCAUUGGCUCCUGUGGCCACCGAGCGAACUCUUUUUUUCUUUUUGAGAGCAGCCAGUCUAACCUAACCUAAUGUAUGUUAGACAAAAUCUCUACUAGCUUUUGGACUAAAUUAAACUAAUCUUCAUAUAUUCACAGUACUCGUGCUUCUUGCAUACGUCGCUUAUUUUUAGGUGUACUACAUAUUUAUUACUUCAUACAACAACAAUUUUAUAGAUUAAUUUUUAGCGAAGCAAUUUUCACAAUCCGACUAGAUAAAUAAGUUCGAUUAAUGGGUUUAUUAAGACAGUUGCAAAGGCACCUAUGUACUUUUAGUUUGUGCUCUUGAGGUUUACCUCCUUGCUUUUGUUAAAAAUGGGCUCAAAUCUCAAGAAGUAGGCCUAUAUUCAGCUGCAUUGACUGAGUUGGAGUUCUACUCCAUUAAGCACGCCCAUCGAAAUGAAAUAAGGUUUAGUUCCCAAGAACAGCUGCAAAAGUUAUCCAAGUUAUUGAUUGCGUCUCGUUAAAAGUUAUUUCAAAACUGCUAUGAGUAGAACAUUGAACGGCUUAAAUAUUUUAAAUAAUUUGUAAGGAAGUUACUUAAAACGGCUAUUAUGUUUUAUUGUUGUUGUAACGGUGUAAAACAUUUCACAAAAAUUAUUGGAAAAGGCUAAGGCUACGGACUCGAGCGAUUUUUGUGAAAGCCUGUAAUGCCAAGUUGAAGUCUGUAUGUUACCAUCCACAAUCUACUGGGUCUCAGGGGAAAUAAUACUUGUUGUACCACUUGUUUCGAACACCAGAGGGUUAUUAUAAUAUCUCUCCGUAAUAUGGGAUUCACUACUAUGAAUGGGUGUAACCUACAUAGAGACAAACAACAAUAUAAUGACACGUCGCUGUAAUGGACUCACAAGCGCUCACCUAGGGAAAACUUAUUUCCUACUUGUGGACAUGCAACAUAAUUUUUUUAUCAAGCCAAACUCUUUUUGAAUUUUAUUAAUAAUCUUUCAAUUCAAUAGCCUCUGUCUUAAAUUCUAGUUAAUCGAAUGCCUAACCUUCUGAUCCCUGGUUUUCUCCCAACGGCUCUGAAUGCGAUAGGUAUAAGCAACUCGUUUUAUUGCCCUUGUGGUUGGCUAUCGAGCUGAGAGCCUUAGGUCUAAAAUUGUAUUGCAGACUAUAGUAGUAUGCGGCGGAAAACAUGUUUUUGACGGUAACACCUAAACCUAAUAACUCCUAUUAUUACUGAUCUUCCGUUGUAUAAUUUUAUUCACCUAGGGCUCGAAAUAUAUGCCCUUUAUAGCAAAGAAGUAUCCACAAAAUGUGUAAAAUAAGCGACACAUCUUCUCCGUGAUGUUGGAAGCACAAGGCGAAGUUGCCGGAACCUCGUCAAUCUGCCCAAAGAAAAAUUUGAAACAACUUAUGCCUAUUUAGUAAUAUGAAAAAUGUGUAAUAAGAAAAAUGUGUGAAACACAAAAUAUGCGAAAAUAAUGCAAAUUUUAACCAAACAAAGUAGAUAAUUUGAAAGAUAACGUCUACGUAAGUUAAAUUAAAAGUAACAAAGAAAACAAAUGAAUACAGAUAGACUGGGUAAAGCAAAAUAAAAUAUAUUUUAAAGGAAAGUAAGUAAGAAAUAGAAUAAAAAAAAUAAUAUUAAAACGAAAUAACUCAAAUUAAAAUAAAAUGAAAUAAGAAUAAAAUGAAAAGAAAAAAAAGAAAAUUUAAUUUAAUUUAGAAAAAUGAAGAAAAUUAAAGGAAAUGAUAUAAAAAAACAAAAUAAUUAUAAAACUUAAAAAGCAAAAUUAAAUUAAAUUGAAUUAAAACUACAAAUAAAAAAAGAAAAGAAAGAAAAUAAAACUAAUUGAAUAAAAUAAAAUACAAGAAAAUAAAACAAAUUACAAAACCAAAAAAACAAAAUACAUUGAAAUGAAGUGUAGUAAAAAUAAAAUAUAUAAAAAAAUACAAUAAAUAAAUAAAACAAAUCAAAAGAAAUGAAGUGAAAUAAAUAAACUGAAACAAAUUAUGAAAUAUAAAACAAAUAUAAAAAUAAAAUGAAAUGAAAUAAAAUAAAUAAAUUGGAAUGAAGUGAAAUAAUAACAACUAAAUUUAAUUUUAAAAAGUUAAGUAAAAAGAUAAAGGUAUUAAAAUAAAGUCAUAAGAAAUGAAGUGUAAUAGAAAAAUAAAAUAAAUUUAUAUUAAAUACAAUAAAAAUAAAUUUAAAAAAAUUGGAACGAAUUAUAAAAAAAUCAAAAAUAAAAUAAAUCAAAAUGGAAGGAAAUAAAAUAAAUUUAAAUUGAGUGAAAUAAAAAAAAUAAAACGAAUUAAAAAAUAGUUUAAAUAAAUAUAAAAUUAAAUAAAACAAACUCUAAAAUAAAAUUUAAUUUAGUUUAAAAAAAGGAAAUGAAAAUUAAAGAAACUAAAAAAAAAAUUAAGUGAAAUAAAAAGUUAAACAAAUUAAAAAAAAACCGCCGCCAGUUAAUGUGAAUUACUCCUUUUUUAGGAUGAAAUAAGCUUAAUAAAAAUAAAAUAAAUUGAAAUGAUAUGAAAUAAUAAAAAUACCCAAAUUAAAAAAAUAAAAUGAAUAAAACUAAAUAAAAUUAAAUUUAAAAAAUUUUAAUUAAAUGAAGUGAAAUAAAUCAAAAUAAAAUGAAAUACAAGAAAAUUAACUACUACAACAACAACAACAAGGAAAUGAAAUAAAAUUUCAUUAAAUGAAGUGAAAUAAAAAAUAAAUAAAAUAAAUUGAAAUGGAUUGAAAUAGUAAAAAACUAAAUAAAGUAAUUAAAUACAGUGUAUUAAAAAAUAAAUAAAAUUAAAAAGUAAAUUAAUUUAAAUAAAGUGAAAAAAAACAAUAAAGUACAUAAAGAAAUUAAAAAUAAAUAAGAUAAAACGAUGUGAAAUUAACUAAAAUAAAGUAAAAUAAAAUACAAUAAAAUUAAAUUAUAUUAAACGAAAUGAAAUAAAAACCUAAAAGAAAUUCAAGUAGAAUAAAAUUUAAUUAAAGCAAAUAAAACAAGGAGGAAUCAAAUAAUAAGAAAUAUACAUUAAAAAAUUAAAUGAACUCCAAUCAAAUCAAAUAAAAGAGAUCAAAGUAAUGAUGUGAUAAGUAUUAAAAUAAAUUAAAUGAAAUAUAUACGCAUGUAAAAGAACGACUCGCUGCUCUGUGCAUAACAGGAGCGAUGAAAACCACUCCAACGGCGGCGCCGGAAAUGAUACUCAGCAUGCCACCUAUUGACCUUAAGGCGGAAAACCUGGCAGCGAAAUCCGCGAGGAGCUUGGUGGCUGCUGAAGUAUUCACCUGCAGAACCUUCGAUCACAGC